AUGCCCGAUACAAUAUUCCCCCGCAAACGACCCCCUUCCCCGCAGAAUUGCAAAAAAUUCGACUCCUGGAACUCCUCCUCAACCGGUCACCAGAGACACCGAGCCGGCUACGCCGGAACAGCUACAUGGCGCGAUACCCGGGCCUUAAAACUAGAGCGACAGUUUCGGAGCGGAGAUUGUCUACGCGAGGAAGAUCAUGUUCCCUCGUCGCGGUCGCGCGCAUUCGAUGGGACAUGUGGAUCGCAUGAUCAAGAACACGAUCAGCUAGAUAAGAAGGAUACAUCCAUCAAUGGUGCUGGGGAGUGGAGAUGGGUCAGCGACGCAGAAGCCAAGCGCUCACAGUUAGGCGUUAGAGACAUCCGCAGUUUCAUGGGAGUGGGCAAACGGAGUUCCGGUGACGAGAUACGGACAAUUGAGAAAAAACAGAAAGUUAUAAGCCAUGCGCCAUCCAUGGGCCCGGGUGAUCGUGCAGUCUCGAAGUCGGUGAUCAACAUACCCACGCGUCCAUCUGCAGAUCCAUCUACCAAACCGUCCAAUAUAUUCGUCGGCACGACGGUCUUUAUCAACGGCUCGACCCUCCCGUUAAUUUCUGACCACAGAUUGAAACGUCUGCUUGUCGAUCACGGCGCUCAGAUCUCCAUUCACAUGGCGCGGAAGACUGUCUCGCAUGUGAUUAUCGGACAGCCAAAUGCGACAUUGAACGAGACUACUUUUGGUGCCGGAGGGGGCCUUGCGGCUAGGAAACUUCAGCAGGAGAUUGCGAGGGGUGGGUGGAAGGGAGUUAGGGUGGUUGGUGUGGAAUGGGUUCUCGAAAGCAUUAAUGCUGGAAAACGGCUUGCUGAGUCUCGGUUUGCCGUUUUGAAUGUUGCACCGAAGAAACAGCAGAGUAUUGCUGGGAUUUUUGGCCGUACUUAA
Molecule: messenger RNA, 915 nt
Organism: Penicillium longicatenatum
Lineage: Eukaryota; Fungi; Ascomycota; Eurotiomycetes; Eurotiales; Aspergillaceae
Exons: 2
Coding region: 1-915 (304 amino acids)
Source: RefSeq, a predicted model, not a curated record